This is a messenger RNA of Pseudophryne corroboree (corroboree frog), 1215 nucleotides long. It is a transcript of the gene GSX2, whose product is annotated as GS homeobox 2. The record is from RefSeq and is a predicted model, not a curated record. The transcript has 2 exons. NCBI's taxonomy places the organism in Eukaryota, Metazoa, Chordata, Amphibia, Anura, Myobatrachidae. Gene Ontology annotation, biological process: regulation of DNA-templated transcription. Gene Ontology annotation, molecular function: sequence-specific double-stranded DNA binding; DNA-binding transcription factor activity, RNA polymerase II-specific. The coding region runs from base 15 to 752 and encodes 245 amino acids. Gene Ontology annotation, cellular component: nucleus.
ACAAGGGAUCUAACAUGUCCAGGUCUUUUUAUGUCGACUCUUUAAUAAUUAAGGACUCACCAAGACCUGCUCCAUCCCUACCUGAUCACCAUCAUCAUCACCACCAUGGACAAGAAUUCCUACUGCCCAUCAGCAUGUCAUCCCCUACUGUCAUGUCUGUCUCUGCACCGGUGUGUCCUUCCAGGAAAAGUGGCAGCUUCUGUGUCUGUCCCAUCUGUGUCACCUCUCACCUGCACGCCUCCAGGACCAGCAUCCCUUUACUCAAGAGCCAUUUCCAAAGUGGGGAUGCCCAGUACUGCCAGAGGGUGAGCCAACAGCCAGCCCCAGCCAUGGUGCACCCAGGGCACGCACCUGUCUGCAAUCCAGCCUACAACGUUACAGACCCACGAAGAUUCCACUGUCUGUCAAUGGGCAGUGCUGAAAAUGGGCAGAUACAGAAUGGCAAAAGGAUGAGGACAGCUUUCACCAGCACCCAGCUCUUGGAGUUGGAGAGGGAGUUCUCCUCCAAUAUGUACCUCUCCAGGCUGAGGAGGAUUGAGAUAGCUACUUACCUGAACCUGUCUGAGAAGCAGGUGAAAAUCUGGUUCCAAAACAGGAGGGUGAAGCACAAGAAAGAAAACAAGGGGUCACAGAGGAACAAUCACGGGGGCUGUAAAUGUACUAGCGGCCAGGGGCAUUAUCCUGGCUCAGAAGAUGAAGAUUCCUUAUCACCAGCCUCCACCACCGAGGACAAGGCGAUCUCACCUUUAUAGGAGACUCUUACACCUGACUGUAUCAUAUACUGCACUUGUGAUCUACAAGCAACAAAGAAGUAACUGCUGUUAUGCAGAGAUUAUAACUGCACCUCAUUCAGUGGACAAUAGAUUAAUGCUGAAAUAGGCACCUUGUGGCGCUGCAACGGCUGAAGAACUACAAGUUCCUGCGUGCCUUGCCCUGUGUUUGGCGUGGCAUGCUAGUACUUGUCAUUCUAUAGCAAAUGGAGAAUCCUAGGUUGCCUAAACCCGGACUGAUGUACAGUACUGUUCCCUUUUGUAUUUGGAAGUAUAGUAUAGUUAUGUGCAUUGGGUUGGGAGCAGACACAAGUUUCCUUAUCGUUCCUUUAUCUGAUGCAGACCAUCAUUUAGCUCACCUUGUAGAUACUAUUGUCAGCGCGUGUAAAUAGCUUAAUCUCACUACUGUGUGCAAUAUCGCAUGCAUGUGAAUAGUUUUAUACAA